AGUGCUCGUCCUACUUGCAAAGCCCUCUCCGCGUGCACGGGCAGCAGGGCGAGUGCGCGCGCCCCGCCACUCUCGUUAUAGACAAAGCAAAACGACGUCUUCCAUAACAGCGAGGGCUGCAGACUUGAGGAACAAGCCGAAAUUAUCCAGGCACCGUCGCACUGAAUAUGGAUUUACAGCGGGUGUAGCAUCGCUGGAGACCGAGCCUUCUCGGCUGGGGGGGGUGGGGGGGUUUACGGACGGACGGCAGCGGAAAAAGCAACCAACGUAAACAACGUUUGUGUUGCUGUUUCGGGGGGUGCUUUUGUCUUGUCCACCUAACCACAGCAACCCCCCUCAUCGGAGCCGUUUCUAGUGCACGAUAUUCGGCUGGUGGCUUGGCUAGCUGCUGUCGGGAUGCAUCACCAUGUUAUCACCGACAAGUAGCCGCUAGGGCGACGGACUAGGAGGGAAACGCCGAAAGAGCCCCCUUCUCCAACACCCGCACACCCCUCUUGACCGAGGUCCCAACGGGCCGUCGCCGGGGACCCGAAUCCGUGUGAGCCACAGUAGUGGAGCCAGCUCCACUGUUGUCGGCGAGAUGGCGGAGCAAGGCUACUCGUCUUGGGCGUACUCUUUAGUCGACUCCAGCCAGGUGUCUACCUUCCUCAUCUCCAUCCUUCUCAUAGUUUAUGGCAGCUUCAGGUCAUUAAACAUGGACUGUGAGAACCAAGAGAAGGACAAAGAUGGCAAUCCCAUCACAACGGGCUCCUUCAACAACAGCAACACAAACAACAGUAUUCAGACUAUAGACUCGACGCAGGCACUGUUUCUACCCAUAGGAGCCUCCGUGUCUCUGCUCGUCAUGUUCUUCUUCUUUGACUCGGUCCAGGUGGUCUUCACCAUCUGCACGGCAGUGCUCGCUACAAUUGCUUUCGCUUUCCUCUUGUUGCCAAUGUGCCAGUAUCUGACGAGGCCCUGCUCCCCACAGAACAAGAUUUCAUUUGGCUGCUGUGGCCGCUUCACUCUGGCUGAGCUCCUGUCCUUCUCCCUCUCCGUCAUGUUGGUGCUCAUCUGGGUGCUGACUGGACACUGGCUCCUCAUGGACGCAUUGGCAAUGGGCUUGUGCGUGGCCAUGAUAGCCUUUGUGCGGCUCCCCAGUUUGAAGGUGUCGUGCCUGCUGCUGUCAGGGCUGCUCAUCUAUGACGUUUUCUGGGUUUUCUUCUCAGCCUACAUCUUCAACAGCAAUGUGAUGGUCAAAGUCGCCACACAACCAGCUGAAAACCCCAUUGACGUCCUGUCCAGGAAGCUGCACCUGGGGCCAGGGAUGGGCCGCGAUGUCCCCCGCCUCUCCUUACCUGGAAAACUGGUCUUUCCCAGCUCCACAGGAAGUCACUUCUCAAUGCUGGGAAUCGGAGACAUCGUGAUGCCAGGGCUGCUCUUGUGCUUCGUCCUGCGUUAUGACAACUACAAGAAGCAAGCGAGUGGGGAGGCCUCAGGGCCCGGGAACAUGCCGGGACGCAUGCAGCGGGUUUCCUAUUUCCACUGCACUCUCAUUGGAUACUUUGUGGGUCUUUUGACGGCCACUGUGGCAUCCAGGAUCCAUCGCGCUGCUCAGCCUGCUCUGCUCUACCUGGUGCCCUUCACCCUGCUGCCUCUGCUCACGAUGGCCUACCUGAAGGGGGAUUUGCGGCGCAUGUGGUCCGAGCCCUUCCACACCAAGCCCAGCUCUCGCUUCCUGGAGGUAUGAUGCACCUAGCCAAUUAGCGACCAGCAACCGGGGGGAGGACAGCGGACCCCCCACUCUCAUGGAAGAGCGGGGAAUGGAGGGGUGGGGGGAGUAGAGGGGGCGCCCUCACAGCGAGGCCAUGUCGUCACCACUCGUUCAUGCUUUCCACCGAUCUGCGGAGAACACCCCUCCCUCCCCCCCGCCCACCACCUCAGAAAGACACUAGUGUGUGAGUGUGUUUGUGUGGGGGGGGGGGGUCACAAAUGCCCCAACACACGACUCAUCUUCCUCCUCUUCCACUCCUCUUCAUCAUAGCACAUCCUGCUCGUGUUUCACUUCCCCUUCCUCCCGUCUUUCCUCCGUAUUGAUUUGUCACACCAGACCACAUGACCUCCCCCCGUUCCCCCCUCCCUUUGUGGACUUGCAGUUGUGAGACAUUGCGGGGGUUAUAUAUAUAUUUUUUUAGUAUUGUCGUGGUCAUUACUCUUGACAUUAUUAUUAUUAUUAUUUCAGAGUGAUGUCAAACAAGCACGGCGCGUCGCCGUGGACGGGAGGGAGCCAUGCAGUGAAAGAGAGGAGGGGAGCAUACGCACACAUACACACACGCGGACUCCUCCUCUCUGGUCAUCUGCUACCCUCGCUCCCAGUUCCACACAGACAGCAAUGUAUUUUAUUUAGAAAAGGUUUUAUUCUCUGCGUAUACAGAAAACGAUGCAUUAUUAAAUUGCGAAGCACACACCCGGCGGGCGUGGCUUCCAUUUGUAUAUAUGUGUACACAUGUAUUUUUGCCAUCUCUUGAGUUUGUAUUUGUGUUUGAGAGCAUGUUGAUCAGCGGGUGAGUUGAAACUGACGGCCGGUUGACUUAUGAACCUUUUGUUUGUUUGCUUGUGUGACAGAAGAAAAGAAAAGAAAAUCCCUCAAUUUUUGCAGCUGUUAGUUUCCUGCUCCUGUUCUUAAGUGUGGGUGUGUGAGUGAAUGAUGACGUGCUUUUAUUUUAUUUUAAUUCGGACUGGCUGUGACAAUAGUCAGGUUUGCAUCGACGUGGGCGGACUACUCUGACUCACCAUUGUGUAAACCUUUUUGUAAAAUAUGUACUAAACGUUUUUUGUUGUUGUUGUUGUUUUUCAUAAUAGGGGGACAAGUCCAGACAGGUGGAAAUAUACAGUGUUUUUAUAUAAAUAUUAUGAUGUUUCUUCAAAUAAAUGAAUGUUGACCGAA
This is a messenger RNA of Phyllopteryx taeniolatus (common seadragon), 2926 nucleotides long. It is a transcript of the gene sppl3, whose product is annotated as signal peptide peptidase 3. Gene Ontology annotation, molecular function: aspartic endopeptidase activity, intramembrane cleaving. NCBI's taxonomy places the organism in Eukaryota, Metazoa, Chordata, Actinopteri, Syngnathiformes, Syngnathidae. The transcript is spliced from 11 exons. Gene Ontology annotation, cellular component: Golgi-associated vesicle membrane; cytoplasmic side of endoplasmic reticulum membrane; lumenal side of endoplasmic reticulum membrane. Gene Ontology annotation, biological process: membrane protein proteolysis. The coding region runs from base 581 to 1729 and encodes 382 amino acids. The record is from RefSeq and is a predicted model, not a curated record.